UUAUAUUUAGAAAUUGGUGAUCCAUUUAUCAAAUUAAAAAAAAACCGGUAACCAUUAUUACAAACCGGUUCAGGUAAACGGUUACCAUUUUUCAAUAAUCAUUUCAAAUCCCUAAUUCUCAAAUUUCAGAAUCCCUAAUUCUCAAAAAUCCAAACUUUUUUCAUCUUUUUUUUCUCUUCAUCAUUCUUCAAAUUCUAAACUCAUCAAAACCUGCAUCGUGAAACAAAGAUUGUCUGGUGUAUCUUCUACCAAAUCCCUACCCUAACCCUUUCUUCUCAAACCCUUCAACUUGCAACUCAGAAUUUAUUUUAAGUUGCAUUGGUAGGUGAAUUUUUUAUAUCUACUUUUCUUUUCCUUUCAAUUCCAUUAUUAAUUUAUUUUACUUUUUUAUCCCUCUAGAUCUGGUGUUCACGAAAUUCAUCUAUAAUUGGCUUGUUUAUUUUGUUUGAGAGGUUUAUAGGUUAAGCUUAAUGUGAUUAGGAACACAUAAAUUGUUUGGGAAAUUAACAAAGUGAUUUACAGUUUCUUUCUUUGCUGUGAAAUUGAAUUCAAGGAGAUGAUCGGAGGCUGUGGCAGGAUCAGCAGCAUAGCUUGGUAGAAGUCUGUCUUGUGUAUGUGUACAGAGAAGAGAUAGUGAUGCUUCUAGCUUUUUUGAUUUAACUCUAGCCCAGAAUCAAGAUGACUAAUGUUGGUACAACUUAUGCAACAUCCGAGAAUACAGUUUCAACCCCUCCACCUACAAUCUCUAAUGAAAUGCCACUUCCUCACACUAAGAAGCGAAGGAAUCGUUCAGAGGUUUGGAAGCAUUUCAUUGUAUCGUCGGAAGAAGAACAAAAAGCUUCGUGCAAAUACUGUGACACGAAAAUUAAGUAUAAUAAUGGAACUAGUUCCAUGCAUGCUCAUGUAUCGAGAUGCCUUGUUUACAAGAGGCAAAGGACAUUAUCUUCUACGACAAGUGUUGAAGAACAUGUUGGCUCUCCUUUAAUUGUCAAGUUUGACCAAGAAGCCAUUAGAAGAGCAAUGGUUAAGAUGUUCAUAAACAUGGAGAUUCCUUUUCGGAAGGUUGAACAUGAGUCUUUUCAUGAAUUUAUGAGUCUCGCAUCACCAAGAUUUCAGAUUUGUUCACGCACAACACUAGCGCGUGAUGUCUUGAAACUAUGGGAUAGUGAAAGAAUGAUUUUGAAAAAUUUUCUCUCUCUGAAUUGUCGAAGAGUUUGUCUCACUACUGAUAUGUGGACUUCUUCUUGUCAAAAGUUGAGUUAUAUGUGUGUGACAGCCCAUUUCAUUGACAAUAAUUGGCACUUACAUAAGAAGAUUUUAACUUUUUGUCAAGUCACAAGUCAUACAGGGGAUGCUAUUUGUGCAACAAUGGAGAUGUGCUUGAACAGUUGGGGGUUAAACCGUGUGCUUAGUUUGACAGUUGAUAAUGCUUCAUCUAAUGAUGUUGGGGUUGAGCGUCUCAAGAGAAGGCUUUUGUCUAGGAAUAGUUUAGUUAUGAGUGGAAAUCAUUUUCAUAUGCGGUGUUGUGCGCAUAUAUUGAAUUUAGUUGUGAAAGAAGGUUUGAAAGACAUUGAUGGCUCUAUUGGUAGAAUCCGUCAUGCUGUGUGAUAUGUUAGAUCUUCUCCUGCGAGGCUUGCUAAAUUCAAGGCAUGUAUUGAUGAGGAAAGCAUGGAUUAUAAAGGUUUAGUUUGGCUAGAUGUUGAGACUCGUUGGAACUCAACAUACUUGAUGUUAGUAUCCGCAUCAAAACAUGAGAGGACCUUUGAAGAAUUAAGUUUUCGAGAUAAAAAGUAUGUGAAUGAGUUGACAAAGAAGGGGAAAGGUGUUCCGACAGAAGAAGAUUGGAAGCAUAUUAACUUAAUCAUCCCAUUCUUGAAGUUAUUUUAUGAUGCUACCUUACAUAUAUCGGGGUCAUCUUAUUUGACAAGCAAUAUUUAUAUGUUUGAGAUCCUGGGUAUUGGAAAGAGCAUUGGGGAUAUGUGUGCGUCUGAAGAUGAGCAUCUACGUUCAGUAGCUCAAAAAAUGAAGAAGAAAUAUGAUAAAUAUUGGGGAAAUCAUGAGAAGCUUAACAUGUUGUUGUUGAUUGCUCUAGUAUUCGACCCUAGGCGCAAGAUUAGAUUGGUCGAUUGGAUGGUAAGGCGAUAUUAUAAUAAGGAUGAUGCUGACGCCUUGAAAGCAAAUUUAGAGUCUAGCUUGAAAUCUAUUUAUGAGGAAUAUCGUGUUGGAUUUAUGUCUCCUCAAGGUAAUUCAGAUGAGUUGCAAGUUUUUGGUGGUGUUAGUGAUCCUUAUGGAACUGCCGAGUUCUAUAUUUCAGAAGGGUGUGACAAUGCGGAUAAUGAGUUAACUACUUAUCUUGGAGAGAAGUUAGAGCAUAACAUGGAGAUAAAUGUUCUAGAGUGGUGGAAAGUGAACUCUGGCCGAUAUCCCAUCCUUUCAAACAUUGCAAGAGACAUGCUGGCUAUACCUAUAAGCACAGUGGCUUCUGAAUCUGCAUUCAGUACAGGAGAAAGGAUGCUUGAUCCAUAUCGCAGCUCAUUAACACCUACAACAGUCGAAGCGUUGAUAUGCACCCAAGAUUGGCUCAAAGGAACAUCUUCCUCUUUGAUUACAAAUGAAGAUUUUGAUAUUCUUGAGAGAUUUGAGCAAGAAUUACUUUAUACGGAAGAUGGUGCUAGUUGUUCAACCUCUUCAACUUCUGUUACACUCGAAGAUGAUUUAACGCAUUAAGUUUAUUGUAGAAGAAGCUGAUUAAUUGCUUAUGGAACUAGAAGUGAAGAGAUGAAAACAAGGAUGGAAUGAAGAGAUGAAAACAAGGAUGGAAAGCCUUUUCUCAACAUCAUCAAUUUGAUUGGAAGAUCAUUCUUCAUUUUAGAUUAACCAUGCAUACAGUGUUUUUAUAUACACAGAAAAAUUAUAAUUUAGAAUGUAAGCAAACAAUUUUCUGUUAUGUGCAAAUCACUUUUUUGUUGCUACUAACAAAUCUUUUGCUUUAAUUAGACUAACACUCAAGAGAUUCUUAUCUA
Messenger RNA from Lathyrus oleraceus (garden pea), 3023 nucleotides. Its product is annotated as zinc finger BED domain-containing protein RICESLEEPER 3. Gene Ontology annotation, molecular function: DNA binding; protein dimerization activity. Bases 1669 to 2727 code for a protein of 352 amino acids. The transcript is spliced from 5 exons. The record is from RefSeq and is a predicted model, not a curated record. Lineage: Eukaryota; Viridiplantae; Streptophyta; Magnoliopsida; Fabales; Fabaceae.